AUGCGCGCGAACAUGCGCUUCGUGGGCCACCUCUUCCUGCGGCAGCUGCUCUCCGCGAAGGUGGUGGGGGGCAUCCUGCGGGAGCUCGUGCUGUGCGAUGCGGAGGACCUGGCGCCGCAGGAGCACGCUCUCGAGUGCGCCUGCGAGCUGCUGAACUGCGUCGGGCUCACCCUGGAGUCCAUGCCCUACGGCCAGGCCGUCAUGCCCGUCGUCUUCGCGCGCCUGCAGAGCCUGAAGGCCCAGAGGGCCGCAGACGGCAAGGGCGCGUACACCAAGAGGAUGCAGUUCACGAUCCAAGACUUGAUCGACACGCGCGAGGCCGGCUGGACGCGGAAGGUCUUCCGCAGCAGCGCCAAGACCAUGGAGGAGAUCCGGGCCUCCGCGCCACAGGGCCAGGGCGGCGAGACGGUGCUGGUCGGGCUGAGGCCGUGCUACAUGAGCGGCGAGGUGGAACGCUUCGUCCGCACGCACACAGCGUAA
Messenger RNA from Prorocentrum cordatum, 480 nucleotides. The record is from the annotation of a GenBank genome assembly. Lineage: Eukaryota; Dinophyceae; Prorocentrales; Prorocentraceae.